AUGUCACAAAACGUCACGAGAACCUAUUAUGAUUGUCGCAACAAAGAGAGCUUCUCAGCAACUUAUGAAAGAGCAACCAAGAACGGUACCGAAGGUUGGGGAAGGUCUUGGCAAACUCCCAACUUCGGAAUGGCUUGUGCGGAACAAGAAAUAAAGACUUUGUGGGAGCCGGAUCCAGCUGAACCCUUAGUUCCUGCUGAUAUCACAAACAUGACCCAGUGUACUAUUCACACAGACGGGUCGGUCACUUGGGUGGAUCAUAUCGCAUUGCCCGACGGUACUUUCCUCCCUACCAAGACCUGCCACUCGGUGAUUUCCAGGGGCGCUGAAAGACAUAAUGGUGUCGACGAAGCUGGAGCCUCAAUGAACAGAUACAAUCACGAUGUAUGUGAUAGUGUGAUUAUGUAG
Kwoniella mangroviensis CBS 8507 is the source of this 408-nucleotide messenger RNA. RefSeq lists its product as uncharacterized. The record is from RefSeq and is a predicted model, not a curated record. The transcript has 3 exons. The coding region runs from base 1 to 408 and encodes 135 amino acids. Lineage: Eukaryota; Fungi; Basidiomycota; Tremellomycetes; Tremellales; Cryptococcaceae.